Trypanosoma conorhini is the source of this 2616-nucleotide messenger RNA. RefSeq names its product putative DNA replication licensing factor. The coding region runs from base 1 to 2616 and encodes 871 amino acids. Gene Ontology annotation, biological process: double-strand break repair via break-induced replication; mitotic DNA replication; DNA replication initiation. Gene Ontology annotation, molecular function: ATP binding; single-stranded 3'-5' DNA helicase activity; single-stranded DNA binding. Lineage: Eukaryota; Euglenozoa; Kinetoplastea; Trypanosomatida; Trypanosomatidae. The transcript has a single exon. Gene Ontology annotation, cellular component: nucleus; MCM complex. The record is from RefSeq and is a predicted model, not a curated record.
AUGAAUCUUGCUUCGGUGGUGGGCGACGCGGGUGCGCCGCGGGAGGAGCCCCCGGUGAUGGUCGAGGUCGACGCCGACGGUGCCAGGGUGCGUGACACGAUGUACGUCUUUCUCAGCCGCCUCGUGGACCCUUCCCUGCGCCCCGCCGCUGCGCCGCUCGCUGAUCUGCAGUACGUUGUGCGGCAGCUCGAGCGCAUCAGCACGUGUGUUGACUGGUCGACGUGCGUUGUGCGAUGGGGGGACUUCAGCCUCUUCGACGAGGACGCAAGCACGGCGAUCGAGUUUGACUAUCAACGUUUUUCGCCUUUCAUAGACCUUGCGCUGCAUCAAGUGCUUUCCCAGUACUACGCAGAGGAUUACGCUAACCGCGGCAAGUGCAGUCCGAGUUUGGUGUUCUCGUGUGUGCCUCGCUGCCUCGGUAUUCGUGCGCUGCGUGCCUCCAUGGUGGGGCAGCUGUGCUCAAUUACGGGCGUUGUCACGCGAACCUCACAGGUGCGGCCGGAGUUGCUCGUUGGCGUUUUUCGCUGCAAUGACUGCGGAACGGAAAGUCAGCCUGUUCUGCAGCCAUUUCAUUACACGGAGCCUCCGGCCUGCCGCGACCCACAGUGUGAGAACAAGAACCGCUUUCAACUUGUCCCGACCCAUCCGCAGACGAGGUUUGGCGACUGGCAGAAGAUACGGCUGCAGGAGGAUGCCAAUAACAUUCCAGCGGGGUGUGUGCCCCGCACCAUGGAACUUAUCGCGCGCAACGAUGGGGUGGAGGUGGCGAAGCCGGGUGACCGUGUCAUUGCGGUUGGCUGCCCCAUCGUCGUCCCAGAGGUGGCGAAGCUGCUUAGUCAGUCCCACCGGCGCGAGGUGCAGCGGGAAAUGUCGGGAGUUCAACGGGCGCAGCAGGAGGCGCAGCAGGAGGUGGAGGGCGCCACGGGGCUGCGGGCCCUGGGUGUGCGGGAGCUGAACUACCGCAUGUGUUUCCUGGCAACGACCAUCACGGACGCCAAUGGUGACGACCGCAAGAUGACGGAGGCGGUGAAGGACUCCGCCGACGGCGCCGCGGAGCGGGAGCAGGUCCGUCUCACGCCCGCGGAGCUGGAGAAGGUGCGGUUGAUGCGCGGCCACGACAACUUGCUCAAGGCGCUCACCGAGUGCGUUGCCCCAAAUAUCUUCAAGCAUGACGUGGUGAAGCUGGGACUGCUGCUGCAGAUGGUGGGCGGGGUUUCGAAGAGCACGCUGGAGCAGAUCGGACUGCGGGGGGACAUUAACGUCUGCAUCGUUGGUGACCCCUCCACCGCAAAGUCGCAGUUUCUGAAGUGGGUGGCGGGGAACGUGUCUCGUGGGGUGUACACGAGCGGGAAGGCCUCGACGGCGAGUGGUCUCACGGCGACCGUGACGCGCGACGCGGACACCGGCGACCGCACGAUUGAGGCGGGUGCCCUCAUGCUGAGCGACCGCGGCGUCUGCUGCAUUGACGAGUUUGACAAGAUGGACGUGAAGGAUCAGGUGGCGAUCCAUGAGGCGAUGGAGCAGCAGACCAUCUCCAUCGCCAAGGCAGGGAUUAAGGCGACGCUGAGCGCCCGCACGUCCCUCCUCGCUGCGAUGAAUCCCAUUGGGGGGAAGUAUGACCGCCGAAAGCCUCUGCAGAAGAACGUGGCCAUGACGGCGCCCAUUAUGUCCCGGUUUGACCUCAUGUUUGUCAUCGUGGAUGAGUCCAACGACGAAGCGGACUACGCGAUUGCCGAUCAGCUGCUGCGGCUCCACCGCUUCGGUGACCGUGCCGUGCGGCCACCGUUUUCGGUGGAGGAUUUCCAGUUGUACCUUCGCUACACGCGCUCCCUCACGCCACGCUUGAAAGAGGAAUCGGUGCAACUCAUCGUCUCAGCGUACCGCGACAUGCGGCUGCAGGACUCCCUCUCCAACCGCAGCAAAGUCUACCGCGUCACAACGCGUCUUUUGGAGAGCAUCAUUCGCCUCUCUGAGGCAGUGGCGAAACUGUACAUGAGCGAGGACGUGCAGCCGGUCCACGUGGAGGUGGCGCUGGAGCUCAUGCGUCAGUCCCUUUCGACACUUGACAUGACCGAGGUGGAGCUCGUCGGCAUUUCCGACCCCUUCGAAGUCGCCUCCAAGGGCGUCAAGGAGGAGCCGCCGGAGCAGCAGCAGAAGCAGCAGGAACAACAGGACACACGGCAGAGAAAACGGCCUCGGCAGCAGGAGCAGCAAGAGUUGCCGUCGGUAACAGCGGGGGAGCUGCAUACGACGGCGAGGCGCAAAGGAGGCAAGGGGGCCGCCGCUGUCGCUGUCGCAGCCGCAGCAGCCGCACCUGCGCCGCGAAAGACGGUUAUCAGUGCAGACCACUACUUUGGGAUCGUUAACCGCCUCGUUGCCAGGCUGCAGUCGCUGGGGGAGGCCAACCCGCCCUCCCGUGCGGAGCUGGUUACGUGGUACAUGGAGCAGGUGCGCUCUCUCAAUAAGUCACAGCUGGAGGCGGAGCUGCGUUACGUGAACCUCGUCAUUCAAAAGAUGCUGAAGGACGGGAACCUGCUCGAGGUGGAGGUGCAGGAUGGGGACGGCGAAAAGAUCUUCCUUGACCCCAACUACAACCCCGACGUCACACAACAAUGA